Molecule: messenger RNA, 1091 nt
Organism: Solanum pennellii
Lineage: Eukaryota; Viridiplantae; Streptophyta; Magnoliopsida; Solanales; Solanaceae
Exons: 4
Coding region: 159-968 (269 amino acids)
Molecular function (GO): protein binding
Source: RefSeq, a predicted model, not a curated record
AUACUCGAUUUUGUUUUAUUACGACUAACUCCCUCCCCGGUAAAACCCAAACCCCGCCGGCCACCGCCUCAGCCCUAUAAAAUCCAAAAGACUUUAUUUGCGAAGUAAUCAGCUCAAGAUUCUUGAUUUUCUGGACACCCUUUUACUAAUUACCUCCAAUGACAGAAACCAGAACCUGCGAGUUUGGUCAUAUAAAGAAGACCACCAUGAGUAGUGAAGAUGGGGUUUCUGGGUUGCCCUGUUUUGGGGUUGAAGAUGAUAAAGGUGGAAUCUUGGAAGAUGGGUUUGCAGAAAAAGGGAAGAAGAAAAGGAGAAUUUGUGAAAUGGGUUGGUUGAGUGAUCCAUUAGUUGUUCUUGGGACAGAUGUUAUGUUGAUGAUUUUGAGCUGUCUAGACGCACGCAGCGUGGCACUGUGUCUCCUUGUAUCUUGUGGAUGGAGGGCUGUUGCUUCUUCUGAUAAGAUUUGGAGCUCCAAGUGUGAAGAAUUAUGGCGAGGCAAAACACAUUUACCUCGGUUAGCAAAAGUGAAUGAUUUGUCGAAGUUGGUGAUUUACUCGCUGUCUUUAAUGGAUGGUAAACGUAAGCGAAUAAGAAAGGAGGAUUUGUAUGAUCAUGUGUGGGAGUUCCAUUUCACCGAGGCGGCUCCUGAGUACUGGCGAAUGCUCGAUCCCUACUGGAAUGGAACAGGACGUCCCCUGCGCCGUUAUUUUCUUCCAGAUGGAAGUCAGACUGCAGAACCAGAUGACAAGAUAUGGGGUGGUCAUGAGUCUUGCUACUCCAUAGUAACUAGCUUGCUUGCAGAUGGAAAUAUAAGAGAACACUACGUGAGGAUAAACCGUUGGCCGCCUAUGUAUGUGACAAGGAAGGAAGAUUGGAGCUGGGAGAUCUCUAACAACUUUUGUACCUACAAGAGUAUACCAGAUGCUGAUAAAAAAGAUGGCACUGGACCUUUGUUUCUACUUCACUAAGCCUCUACAGUAGUUUGUACUUUGAAGCCAAACUGUGGAAAUGUUUGUUUGAAUAAUUGUAAGGCCUUUUGUAAAGUAUAUUUUGUUGAUAUUAAUAAGUCUUGCAAGUUUUAAUUGUUGCUA